AUUCCCAGCUUCAACAAGAAGACAGAGAAGCGAAACGAAGAGAGGUGGUUGAAGAAACGAACCCUAAGAGAGAGAGAGAGAGAGAAACUUUGCUUUGAUUUCAAGCCCUUUUACCAUUGCAUUUCGGGAUCUCGAAUCUUCAAUCUGCAAAGGCAUUAUUGACUCUGCUUCUAUGGCGAAUUCAAAGAGCUCCUCGGGUGUCAGAAAUUUGAUUUACCCGGGAAAGCAUGCAUUACUUCCUCCUAAAAGCCCGUUUCCUAGUGUUUCUCAAGCAUACGCGGAUUAUAUCCCAAAUCCUGUUGUUGGUUCAAAGGCAGCUAACAGACCUAGAGAGGGAAACACACAUCACCAACGUACUUCAUCUGAGAGCCUUGUUAUAGAGGAGCAGCCUUCAUGGCUUGAUGACCUUCUUAAUGAGCCAGAGACACCUGUCCGAAGAGGUGGUCAUCGGCGGUCGUCAAGUGAUUCUUUUGCAUACGUGGACAUGGUUAAUAUGUCUAACAUCAGUUAUGCCGAUCAAGAUGAAUAUAAAUAUAAGAAUUUGAUGUCUAUUCCAUCUUGGUCACCUCAAGACUUUGACCGCAGCAAAGAUGCUUGUCAUUUACCUGUUUAUGCUGAAAUAAACUCAGCAAAACAGAAAAAUAGAUCAUGGGACUCUUUUUCAAAUGCCGUGACAAAUGCAGGUGGUGUUCCUUCUGGGAAAGACACUGUUACUUUUCAGGGUUCAGGAUUGCCAAAUACGACACAUGAAGCAGAUGUGCUUCUACCAAUCGCAAAUGAGAAACAUGAUUCAGUAGAAUCUGGCUUACAAGACGCAAAAUCAAUUUCUGAAAAAAAGGAUGGUUCACAUGCGAAGUCAUCUGCCUCUGAAACAGAUACAAAACGUGCUAAACAGCAAUUUGCUCAACGAUCACGGGUCCGGAAACUACAAUAUAUAGCUGAGCUGGAAAGAAAUGUACAAGCUUUACAGGCUGAAGGGUCUGAAGUCUCAGCUGAGCUCGAGUUUCUUAACCAGCAGAAUCUUAUCCUGAGUAUGGAGAAUAAAGCACUCAAGCAACGUUUAGAAAGUUUAGCACAGGAGCAGCUUAUCAAAUAUUUGGAACAGGAAGUACUGGAAAGAGAGAUUGGAAGAUUACGCACAUUGUAUCAGCAGCAGCAGCAGCCACAGACACAUCAGCCACAACAGCAACCAUCUGCUAGUCAUAGACGCACAAACAGCAGAGACCUUGAAUCUCAGUUUGCAAAUCUUUCUCUAAAACACAAGGAUACCAAUUCAGGGCAUGACCCUGCUACUGGAGCACUCAGAAUUUAGAUUUGCACUAGCUGUAGCCUUGUUCUGCCUCUACAUUCAACUGGUGUUGCCACACCUGCGAUAGAAUUGUUUCCUUCCCAUGUGUGGGAUUGUGCAGAGAUUUCCAGCAUAUUCCCUCUCUCUGCCCGCUUUGCUGCUUUCAGCCUUCUCUUAGUCUUUCCGUUUUCUAUUUACUUAUAUUAUUACCAUUUAAUGUGCACCUGGUGGUCAUUGCCGAAAUCUUAUUCUAUUUCUGUCAAUUGACCUACCAGAGGUGGUAACUCAACAUUUCCAAGCUUUCAACAACCUCCCCCCCCCCCCCCCCCAACAGUAUUUCAGUGAAUAUGUAGCUGUAAUGUAUACCCCCUCUUGUGAAACUCCACUAUUGUGGAAUUUGGCCCAGUGCAAAUAGCAAUAUCUCAGGGCCACUUGAAUGUGCCUUAUUUGUAUGGAUAAUGUUAAGCUAAUCAACGUUUGUAAUGUGAUUUUUAUGUAGUUAUGUUUUCUCAACAUAUUGUUUGAUAAAACAGUGAGAAAAUUGACCUAGGACAUUUUUUAAGUCAGCUGAUUUCUGAAAGUUCCGCUUUCACUUACAGACCAAGUAAAAGGCUAAAAGCUUUUUAUAGGUUAUUGUUUUUCAUUUUAGUGGGUCCUGUAAAUCAGAACAACUUAAACUUUUCAUCUGAUGAGAUAAUGUGUUGUUAUAUCAAAUCGAAUCUAGAAGACGUGCAUUUAUGUGCUUGGCACGACUCAUGAGAAAAGGGCAU
Abrus precatorius (Indian licorice) is the source of this 2058-nucleotide messenger RNA. RefSeq lists its product as uncharacterized. The transcript is spliced from 5 exons. NCBI's taxonomy places the organism in Eukaryota, Viridiplantae, Streptophyta, Magnoliopsida, Fabales, Fabaceae. Gene Ontology annotation, molecular function: DNA-binding transcription factor activity. Gene Ontology annotation, biological process: regulation of DNA-templated transcription. The record is from RefSeq and is a predicted model, not a curated record. The coding region runs from base 173 to 1312 and encodes 379 amino acids.